Molecule: messenger RNA, 432 nt
Organism: Lolium perenne
Lineage: Eukaryota; Viridiplantae; Streptophyta; Magnoliopsida; Poales; Poaceae
Source: RefSeq, a predicted model, not a curated record
AUGUUAUCCGACGUUGUUGAGAAGUACGCCCUCGAGGAUCAUCUCCUCGAGGAUGCCUACCCCACGAAUCCCCCGCCACAGUGGGUCCGCCACGACACCAUUGUCCGGUCAUGGCUCAACAACACCGUCGCGCCCGAGCUUCUCGCCAUGAUCGUUGACACCACGACGCCACUGCCUACACAUGCCCUGUGGACGCGCCUCUCCAACAUCUACCACGACAACGCGGACACCCGCUCCUCCUACCUCGAGCAAGAGUUCCACGGUCUCCAACAGGGUUCCCUGACCGUGGCUGAUUACUGCCGCAAGCAGAAGGUUCUCGCCGACGAGCUCAAUGCGCUGGGCACGACCAUCACCGACAAACGCCUAGUCCAGAACACGCUUCGCAGUCUCAGAACUCGGCUUGCGUACAUGCGCACGUUGCUCCUGAAAUAG